Messenger RNA from Oncorhynchus gorbuscha (pink salmon), 1182 nucleotides. Its product is annotated as nectin-4-like. NCBI's taxonomy places the organism in Eukaryota, Metazoa, Chordata, Actinopteri, Salmoniformes, Salmonidae. The record is from RefSeq and is a predicted model, not a curated record. The coding region runs from base 1 to 1086 and encodes 361 amino acids. The transcript has 8 exons.
AUGACUACAGGGUGUCUGGGUCAGGACAACGGGAGUGUGACUUACACCCCCAGGAGAGUCUGCUCCUUAGAGGGCUCUUCUGUGACCAUGCCCUGCUCUUACACAUUUCCCAAGGGUCACAAAGUCACAACAGCUUUCUGGUUCAAAGGUCAAGUGCCUGGUGCUGAGUCUCUGGAUCUGAAUUUGAACCCUGAGUACAAAGGCCGUGUGGAGUAUCUAGGGGACAGUAACCAACUCUGUACACUGAGAAUCACAGACCUGAGAGAGAGCGAUUCAGGAACCUACAGCUUCCUGUUUGGGACUGACGUCAAUCCUGGGGGGUGGAUGGGGAAUCCAGGAGUCAGGUUAAAUGUCACAGCUUUGGACGGCGAGUGGGCAGACCUUACCUGUGGCUCCUGCUUCUUGAGUGAAAAUCCCACCUACACCUGGUACAGGGACAAACAGCCUUUGAACUACACCAACAAGGUCAGGGUUAUGGCCAACUACCUGGAACUAGACCCGCAGAGAGGAUUCCCUGGUCCGGCAGUGGUCCUUGUAGUGGGAUACUUCCCAAAGAACACCUCAGUGUCAGUCACAGUCAGUCCCUCUGGUGAAAUAGUGGAGGGCAGAUCAGUGACUCUGACCUGCAGCAGGGAUGCCAAGUCCCCAGUGGACAAAUACACCUGGUACAAGAAGAAUGAAGAACGGACGGGGUUCUCAGAAAAAGGAUCAGGGCAGAGUUACAUCAUCCUUAAAAUGAGCAAUGAGGACAGUGGGCAGUACUUCUGUAAGGCUGAGAAUCAAUACGGACCACUUGACUCUGCAACUGUGCAUCUCAGUAUAGCAGGUAAACCAGUGUUUCCCUGGGCUCCCGUUGUGGGGGUGGUGGCUGUGUUGGCAGCUGGAGCUCUGCUCGUCAUCCUCUAUGGCACACUGAAGAAGAGGAAAACCCCAAGAGGAAUGAACUUUAUAGGGGAGGCACAGAUGGCACCUUGUGGUAAACCGACACACACGGCACAGUCUGAUGACACGUACAUGACUCUGAAUAAAAGGACAAUGUCUCCUGAGUAUGACACUCUGGCUAAUGUCAGACACGCUGUUGGCUGAAGACCCUAUGCCUGCGACCUCAACAGAAAUAGGGUUAGAAGUGAACACCAUAUAACCGUUUGAAAAUGAUUAAAAAAGGGUAUAAUUUUUAAAUGA